CUUACACUGGGUCAAUGAUUUACCAGGGUGUUUCAAGGCUGCUCAGAAGGCUUUAAAACCCGACUGUCCAUUUAUCGGGAGUAUGUUUGGUGGUGACACACUGUUUGAACUCAGGGUUUCUCUGCAGUUAGCAGAACAGGAAAUACAGGGGGGGAUUAGUCCACACAUUUCACCUUUCACUGAUGUCCGUGAUCUAGGUAACCUUUUGAACCGAGCAGGAUUCACCAUGUUAACUAUUGAUAUUGAUGAAAUAAAAACAACUUAUGAGAACAUGUUGUCCUUAAUGCUGGAUUUGAAAGGCAUGGCAGAAAAUAAUUGUGUCUGGGAAAGGAGGCCCAUGCUUUAUCGUAAAACAAUAGAAUUAGCUGAGAAAAAAUACAGAGCGUGUCCUGCUGGAUCUUAUGGGGACAACUGUUCGACAACCUCCCCUCCCCCCUCUUACGAGGAGAACUGUGGUCACCAGUGUGAGUGUAGUCCCGGGGAGGAAUGUAGCCCCUUCAUAGGUUGUGUCAGGAUAACCACAACAACCAAUCUAUCAUCCCCAUACAUCGUCAGGAAUACAGACACUGAGUUCCCCGACAGUCUGAGGUCAGCUUUAGUAUUUCCAUUUGGCUUACCAGAAAUGUGGCAACCGUUUGAUGACAUCACCCAUUGGUUCUUGACAAUUGUACUCGUGAGGACUUCUGCUUGUACUUAUUUAGUGCGAGAGAAACGGGCCU
Saccostrea cuccullata (small rock oyster) is the source of this 719-nucleotide messenger RNA. Its product is annotated as arginine-hydroxylase NDUFAF5, mitochondrial-like. Gene Ontology annotation, cellular component: mitochondrion. The annotation marks the transcript as partial. Gene Ontology annotation, biological process: mitochondrial respiratory chain complex I assembly. The record is from RefSeq and is a predicted model, not a curated record. The transcript is spliced from 7 exons. NCBI's taxonomy places the organism in Eukaryota, Metazoa, Mollusca, Bivalvia, Ostreida, Ostreidae.